Messenger RNA from Leptosia nina, 1383 nucleotides. NCBI's taxonomy places the organism in Eukaryota, Metazoa, Arthropoda, Insecta, Lepidoptera, Pieridae. The record is from the annotation of a GenBank genome assembly.
AUGACUUUGAAAAAUUCCGUCGCAUCUUUUCCGAAGAUUGAGAGAAGGGUAAAAUUAAUACCGCCAGAUGGGGGUUGGGGAUGGAUGGUACUUUUUGGAACUGCACUGACCAAUACUUUCAACCAAUCCAUGUUUUCACAAUUCGGUUUGCUGUAUGGAGACCUACUAGAAGAAAUGGGCCACAAGACGACAGGAGCCGCCGUCAUCAUGAGUACGAUGCUGUGCGUGACGAACUGCGGCGGGCCCUUCGCUGGGGCCCUCGUCAAGGUGCAGUCGCCUAGAUUCGUCUGCGUCACGGGCUCAAUCGUUUGUGCCACGGGAAUAUUUUUGAGCGCAUUUUCAACGAAUAUUAUUCACUUGAUUUUGUCUUAUGGAGUUCUCUUCGGUUUGGGAUUAGGAUUCAUUCAAAACGCGGCGUUCGUGUCGAUAAAUAGUUACUUCAAACUGAGGAAAAGUAUAGCCGUCGGCAUAGCGAUGACGGGGACCGGCGUCGGGCAGGCUCUGAUGCCUCACGUCGUCCGAUACCUUCUGGAUGCCUAUGGCUUUAGAGGCGCAUGUUUACUGCUGUCGGCGAUGUGUUUACACGGGGUCUGCGGGACGCUACUGUUACAACCGGUGGAGUGGCAUAUGAAAAAGGUUGAGGAAGAAGUAAUUGUAGAAGAAGGGAAAUUAUUGUCAAACGAAAGUGAAAGGAAAGAAUGCGAUAACAAAGGGACAGAACGAAAGAGAAGCGUUUUUAGGAAGGUUUUAGAUCUCUUUGACAUGUCAUUACUGUCAAAUCCACGCUUCACCAACGUGAUUAUCGGGAUAGCUCUCACAUACAUUUCGGUACAAAAUUUUGGCAUGCUGUAUCCGUUCUUCUUGCAGAAUUACGUCGGGAUGAGUAAACAAGAAACCGCCAAUUGUAUGUCAGCCGUAGCAUUUGCCGAUAUUAUUGGAAGGCUCGUGGUGCCGCCCGUGCAGGCUAAAUUCAACGUGUCAGCCAGAAUGACACUAGUUUUAACAUGUAUCUGGAUCGCUAUAACUAGACAGAUUUUGGCAUACCAAACGGACAUGUAUGUCUUGCUUCUCUUGUCAGCGUUGUACGGCAUCGGUAGAAGCAUGGUCAUCGUGGUGAGGAAUAUAACAAUCACCGAGCACUGCGGAGCAGAUCAAGUAGCGAACGCGGUGGGACUAGGAAUGUUAAGCUUGGGACUGAUAACUCCACCCAUAGGUUAUUUCCUAGGUUGGAUAAGGGACUACACGGACGACUACAUCGCUUGUUUGACCGCACAGAAUGGUUUACUCGUGUUAUUCCUGUUUAUGUGGAUACCUGACAUGUUCUACGCUCGAUACAAGAAAGCGGCGAGAGAAGAGCGAGUUGAUGAAAUUCAGAUGACGUAG